AUGGGUAUUCAAGUCACUAGAGUCGACUGUAAGCUUCCAAAUGUUUGCGCCAUAGAUGUUAAAGCAGAUGAAUCACUUCGUAUUAUUGGUGUUUAUGCUUCAGACAGUAGAUCUUGGUCGUGGGAGGAGAUUUCCCCUCUCAUUGCAAGUAAAUGUGUUGUAUUUGGAGAUUUUAACGUCGAUGUUUUUCAAGAUAGUAAUAAAUCAGAAAAGUUGCUGCGUUGGGCGGAUAUGAAUUCUUUAGCUCCAUUCAUACCUGAUGCACCUACCUCUUUACGUUCUAAUAGAGUUAUUGAUUAUGCACUAGCUCGAGGUAUAAACAUUAAUGUUCAAACACAAAAAGGUAACACAACAAGUGAUCAUCUUCCUAUUCUCUCGUCGAUUCCAAUAUCUAUUAAGCAGAAUCUAGUAGAAGCUUGGCUUCGUAACAGACGUGCUUUUAUUGAAGUUAAUGGUAGUAAAUCACGGUGGUUUAAUAUUGGAAAAGGAGGUCCUCAGGGUGGUAUUUUAACACCGUGUCUAUUCAUAGCCUAUCACUGUGAUAUGGGCCAAUUUUUGUCAGGAUGCACCAGUCACUUUUUUGCUGAUGAUCUAGCAGCAAUUGUUUCUGGUCAAAUAGGUUUAAGUUAUACAAAUCAAUGCCUUGAUCUGGAAAAACGUAUCAAAUUGUUUCUUGACCAGCUUGAAUACUACGCCUGUCUAUCAGUUCAACCCAUAAAUUUUACCAAGACAGUGGCGCUAUUCAGUGCUAGAGCAAUAGGUUUACCUAAAUUCGAUAUUAAUUCUGAUUCGAAUAAUGAAGAAAAGAUUAGCUGGGUUAAUGAGUUCAAGUAUCUUGGAUACUGGGUUACACCGAAAAUGGGCUGGGGCACAAUGAUUAAAAAGACGAUGACAAAGGUUAGACAACGCGUCUCUUUAAUUAGAUCGUUUAAGCUAUUUGGGUGUUCUUCACCUCAGCUUAAGCGUGCCCUAUUUUCUUCGUACGUGCUUCCUUUGUUUACCUGGAUCUAUGUUCUCUUUCCACUUUUUUCUGAUAAUCAAAGAAAUGAACUUUCGCACUUUUAUUACACGUGUCUCCGUAAUGUGAUGUUCUGUUUGCAGUGGGAUAUAAACUUUUUCGCUUAUGCUAUGGAUGAGAAAUCGUUAGAAGACC
Messenger RNA from Rotaria sp. Silwood2, 1153 nucleotides. The record is from the annotation of a GenBank genome assembly. Lineage: Eukaryota; Metazoa; Rotifera; Eurotatoria; Philodinida; Philodinidae.